Messenger RNA from Penicillium oxalicum, 1077 nucleotides. Its product is annotated as glycosyltransferase family 32 protein. The coding region runs from base 1 to 1077 and encodes 358 amino acids. Gene Ontology annotation, molecular function: alpha-1,6-mannosyltransferase activity. The transcript is spliced from 2 exons. Gene Ontology annotation, cellular component: mannan polymerase complex. Gene Ontology annotation, biological process: protein N-linked glycosylation. The record is from RefSeq and is a predicted model, not a curated record. NCBI's taxonomy places the organism in Eukaryota, Fungi, Ascomycota, Eurotiomycetes, Eurotiales, Aspergillaceae.
AUGCCGGCAUAUCGCAGGGGCCUUCUCGUCGCGGUCUGCCUCCUGGCUUUUAUCUACCUCUUUCGCUCGGGGCGACCAGCCGAAAUCCCAGGUGCGCCUGGAUAUCGGCCAGUGCCGGGAAUUUCUCAGGAGGAGCAGGAUGCACUAUCCCAGCACAAGACCAAGAAGGCAUUUGCGAGGCAGCAACACGCGCUUUCGUUUGGAAGCGCGCCCUUGCGCGACCGCUUGCGAUACCAAUUCCCUUAUGAUCUGCGGAGCAGAUUUCCGGCAUACAUAUGGCAGACUUGGAAGUAUGAUCCGUCUUCCAUCUGGUUUAAAGACGGGCUUCGCGAACCCGAGGCCUCAUGGACUACCUUGCAUCCUGGGUUUACGCACGAGGUAAUAACAGACGAUGUGCAAAGGCAUUUGAUCAUGUACCUUUACGCAUCUCUCCCCGAUGUCUUUGAGGCCUACGACUCGUUGCCACUCCCGGUCAUGAAAGCCGACUUCUUUAGAUACCUGAUACUGCUCGCACGAGGUGGGAUCUACAGUGACAUCGAUACCGUCGCUCUCAAACCAGCUCCAUAUUGGUUGCCCGAUGAGCUCGAUCGAUCUAAAGUGGGCAUAAUUUUCGGAAUCGAGGCGGACCCGGAUCGACCAGAUUGGCAUGACUGGUAUUCCCGUCGAAUCCAAUUUUGUCAAUGGACCAUCGUCGCAAAACCGGGUCAUCCCAUUUUGCGUGACAUGGUCGCAUAUAUCACAGAGCAGGCGUUGCGGAUGAAGAGGGCCGGAAUUCUCAAAGUUGGCAAGAUGGAUAAGACAGUGAUGGAAUUCACGGGACCGGGUGCCUGGACUGACGCCAUCUUCCGCUACCUCAAUAACCCCGACUACUUCCAAAUCACACCGGGUGAGAAAAAUAUCACCUACGAGGACUUUAGCGGCCAGACCAGCCACCGAAAAGUAGGCGAUGUGGUUGUCUUGCCUAUUACAAGCUUCAGUCCCGGUGUCGGACAAAUGAACGCCGGAGAUACGGAUGAUCCUAUGGCCUUCGUGCAGCAUCACUUUGACGGGUCGUGGAAGACAGAUCCCUCUCUAUAG